Scatophagus argus is the source of this 1419-nucleotide messenger RNA. Its product is annotated as enhancer of split mgamma protein-like. The record is from RefSeq and is a predicted model, not a curated record. Lineage: Eukaryota; Metazoa; Chordata; Actinopteri; Scatophagidae. The transcript has 4 exons. Gene Ontology annotation, molecular function: RNA polymerase II cis-regulatory region sequence-specific DNA binding; protein dimerization activity; DNA-binding transcription factor activity, RNA polymerase II-specific. Gene Ontology annotation, biological process: regulation of neurogenesis; regulation of transcription by RNA polymerase II; anterior/posterior pattern specification. Gene Ontology annotation, cellular component: nucleus. Bases 151 to 837 code for a protein of 228 amino acids.
UGCGGGACUGCAAGGAGGGGUGGGGGGACGUGGUAAAAGAGGGGUCCUGAGUCAAGAGGCUUAUUACCUGAUCAGCUGCAGACUUGGAAGGAGCCUCUCUGACCAGUUCCCACUGGAUAAAAGACAAACCGCGUCGGACCAGUAGCUACAAUGAAACUGCUACAGGAAAACGAGGAUGCAACAAAGGACAGAAAGUUCAUAAAAUCUCAGGUGGAGAAACGUCGGAGGGAGAGGAUGAAUCGCAGUCUGGAGAGUUUGAGGACCAUGUUGCUUCAGGAGCCACAACAACUGGGUGGGACUCAGCGCCGAGUGGAGAAAGCUGAGAUCCUGGAGCACACAGUCCUCUUCCUACAGAACACUGCCAAAGGAGACAAGACGGGGGCUGAGGGUGGUGGUGGUGGAGGCCAGAAACACUCUUUCCAAGAUGGCAUCUCCAUCUGCCUGCAGAGAGCUGCUCAGUUCCUGGGACCCGAAGGGAAGGGCCUACAGCUUGGAGCAGCACUUGAUGCGUCUUUUGCUGCUCGCUUUUCCCACUCAAACUCUGAUUCUGCAGGCGUCCAAAGGAGAACCGAAGCUUCCUGCUCUCUGCCGCACACAAAGUCCAUUCUCCGGAUGCUGAGGCAAAAGUCCAAACACAGACUGCAUGCACAAGCCUUCAGCGCCAACAGCUUUGCUCGUUCAAGCCGAAUUCCAGUCCAGCAGAACUGGACAAGCACAACUCCCCAGCAGGCUCGGAGACAAAAUCAUCUCGAGACCAGAGUGGAAAGACGAGCGAGCAAACAGAGCCCCUCCCAGAGCUGCCCGGUCAGCCAGACUCUGUGGAGGCCCUGGCCCUGAUCGCCAGGCGGUCACCUCUGAAAUGCGUACUUUUAAUGACUCUGACAGCUGAUUAACAUCCAUUGGGGUCACCUGUACUGUUCCUGAAAGAACAUCUGCAUUGUAGUCUCGCAGACAACAGCCUAUGAUCUACUGUAAAUAAUGUAAAAAUCUCAUUUGUACAUGUGCUGUGUAUGUGGUGGAGUUGACUCACUACUCUUGUUUAAUGGUUUUGAAUGAGCGCAGUCAGUGGGGCAGCCGUCUGUUCUGCUGACAGGCACAGGGACACUCCCACACCGGGGACGGCUGUGGAGCCGGAUCAUGUGGCCGAGGCCCGAGCCUUGGACUGCUGCGAGUUUAGAGGUGUGGGUCCUCAGGGUUCGAGGCUGGGAGAGCCCCAAGCAGCCCCUCACAUUCACCUGUGUGCCAUGAUGUCGGCUGGCUUUGAUUGACGACAUCUGUGGCUGUGUGUACAAUGUAACUUGUAUUCUCUUUAAAUAUAUAUCUUGUCUAAUUUGCACACUAAUUUAUUCUGGAUGUCUCCCUAUGGUGAGCGGUAUUCUUUUUUUAAUAAAAAAACCAACAUUUCUUAAAAUGAAAAAA